AUGGUCAACUCCUGUUGUGGAUCCGUGUGCUCUAAUCAAGGCUGUGGCCAGGAGACCUGCUGCAGACCCAGCUGCUGUGUGUCCAGCUGCUGCCGUCCCAGCUGCUGUGGUUCCUGUUGCUGCCGCCCCAGCUGCUGUGUGUCCAGCUGCUGCAGACCCAGCUGCUGUGGUUCCUGUUGCUGCCGACCCAGCUGCUGUGGUUCCUGUUGCUGCCGCCCCAGCUGCUGUGUGUCCAGCUGCUGCAGACCCAGCUGCUGUGGUUCCUGUUGCUGCCGACCCAGCUGCUGUGGUUCCUGUUGCUGCCGACCCAGCUGCUGUGGUUCCUGUUGCUGCCGCCCCAGCUGCUGUGUGUCCAGCUGCUGCAGACCCAGCUGCUGUGGUUCCUGUUGCUGCCGCCCCAGCUGCUGUGGUUCCUGUUGCUGCCGACCCAGCUGCUGUGGUUCCUGUUGCUGCCGCCCCAGCUGCUGUGUGUCCAGCUGCUGCCGCCCCAGCUGCUGUGGUUUCAUCUGUUGCAGGCCCUGCUGCUGCCGUCCAGUCUGCUGCCAGACCACCUGCUGUAAAACAACCUGCUGCCGCCCCAGCUGCUGUGGUGGUUCUUGCUGCUGA
This is a messenger RNA of Molossus molossus (Pallas's mastiff bat), 606 nucleotides long. Its product is annotated as keratin-associated protein 4-3-like. Gene Ontology annotation, cellular component: keratin filament. The record is from RefSeq and is a predicted model, not a curated record. Lineage: Eukaryota; Metazoa; Chordata; Mammalia; Chiroptera; Molossidae. Bases 1 to 606 code for a protein of 201 amino acids. The transcript has a single exon.